AUGAAUGAGCUUGAAAUAGAUGUUCUCGGUGUUUCCUCGGAAUCAGAUCAGGAAGGUGAUGCUGUGAAUUACAAUGCUGGUGAUAUAUUAUUUGCAUUUUUGCGCUAUCUGGCAAGCGAACAAUUCGCACAUGCGAAAUGUAUCCAUUUUGGCUUGGGUGGUAUGUCACGACAGGGCCAACGAUUAGUUGCCUCAGUGCUGACACGCUUCGACCAGUGGGCUGCUCUUCAUGCCGUUGCAUUUUCCGCUUUUCAUCAUUUGGCAGUAACAGCGGAGUUUACGUCACUUCAUAUUGUGUCGGAGGACAGAGGCACAGGUAGACGUGCUUGGGAUUUUGGCGAAUCCGACGUACCAAUUAUUGUGUCUGUUGAAACGCGUUACCGCAAAGGUCUCAGUUUGCACAGAAUAAGUACUGUGCUUAAGAAAUGGUCUAACGUGGAUGAAAUAAUGAUCCGAGGAACAAAACCUGAGCAGUUACUGAUAAGCUGUGCUGGAAGUAUUGCUGCACGUCAGCGUUUGCAUCGAAUAUUGCUGAUGGACCGGAAACAAUUAUUCGAUGCUAUACGGAACGAUACUAUGCCUCAGCAAAAAUGGUCUAACGUGGAUGAAAUAAUGAUCCGAGGAACAAAACCUGAGCAGUUACUGAUCAGCUGUGCUGGAAGUAUUGCUGCACGUCAGCGUUUGCAUCGAAUAUUGCUGAUGGAUCGGAAACAGUUAUUCGAUGCUAUACGGAACGAUACUAUGCCUCAGCAAGUUCGCCAUGAAGCCUUGUAA
Gongylonema pulchrum is the source of this 774-nucleotide messenger RNA. The record is from the annotation of a GenBank genome assembly. Lineage: Eukaryota; Metazoa; Nematoda; Chromadorea; Rhabditida; Gongylonematidae.